AUGUAUGAACUGGAGCGCCGAGCCAUUUUCUCAAAGAGAUGGCUCUUUAUCACCCACAGCAUGCGGUUGAAGAAGACCGGUGACUGGCUUCGUUAUGAGCUUGCAGGGUUCGAUUUCAUUAUUACUCGCGACCGAGAGGGCAAGAUAAACGCAUUCCACAACGUGUGCAGACACCGUGCGUACCCGGUCGUUGAGAAAGAGGGUUCCGGAAAUUCCCAAAUCCUCGCUUGUCGAUACCACGGCUGGUCCUACGGACUCAAUGGCAAACUCGCCAAAGCUGCAAAAUACCAAGAGCUGAGCAACUUCGACAAGGAACAGAACGGACUGUACAAAAUCCACCUCAAGGUUGACGUCAAUGGCUUCAUCUGGAUCAACAUGGAUGCGAAUGAAGUCCCCGAGGUAUCCUGGGAGGAACACUUCCGCGACGUCGACAAGCAAGAACGCUACAAAGCCUACAACUUCGAAGACUAUGAUCUUGACCACACCUAUGCGCUUCAGGGCGACUAUAACUGGAAGAUUCUGGCGGACAACUUCAACGAAUGUUACCACUGCCCUACGACCCACGCCGAUAUCCCUGAAUUCCUCAACCUCGAAUCUUUCGAUAGCGAUCUCAAAGAUGGACACAUUCAACACCACUGCGAAUCCACGCCAGAGCAAAUCCAGAAGGGUCUUUACACUGCCAGCACCUAUUACUUCCCCAUGUCUGCCAUGGUUGUCUCGCCUCAUUUCAUUAUGAUCCAGAAGUUCCUCCCCUCCAGCGCAAAGAGCUCCCAGAUGGCCUAUGAAGUCUACCGAAACCGAAACUCUUCCGAUGCCGACUUUAAGCUUAUCAGUGAGAUGUACGCGCGCGUCAUGGGAGAAGACAAAAUCCUCUGUAACAACGCACAGAAGAACCUCGACCGAAAUGUCUUCACAAGUGGUGAGCUUCACCCCAGGUGGGAGAAGGCGCCGUUGUUCUUCCAAAGCACAGUCCGCGAUGUCAUCACAGAGCACUUUGAGCGCGAGAAAGCCGCGGGGCGGGAGAUCUGGCCGGCGAAGCCGAAGGUGACAUGCAACGCAAAUCUUAAUGAGAAGGAUGAGCAGAUUUGUGCGGCCCUGGCCUGUGGAGCUCAGAAAGAGGUUUUGGCGUGGUGA
This is a messenger RNA of Penicillium digitatum Pd1, 1134 nucleotides long. Its product is annotated as aromatic ring-hydroxylating oxygenase subunit alpha. NCBI's taxonomy places the organism in Eukaryota, Fungi, Ascomycota, Eurotiomycetes, Eurotiales, Aspergillaceae. Gene Ontology annotation, molecular function: 2 iron, 2 sulfur cluster binding; iron ion binding. The record is from RefSeq and is a predicted model, not a curated record.